CUGCAGAAGUUCAGCUGUUCUCGUUAUCUGGAGUUCCCGAACGGUGUUUGCACAAAUGACAAAAACGAGAUACUGAUUUCGGACAAUCGCGCGCAUUGCAUCAAGGUGUUCUCCUAUGAAGGGCAGUUCUUGCGUCAAGUUGGAGGUGAAGGCAUAACCAAUUAUCCUAUUGGUGUAGCUAUCAAUGCUAUGGGCGAUGUCGUUGUAGCAGAUAAUCAUAACAACUUCAAUUUGACCGUGUUCUCGCAGGACGGCGCUAUGAUUGGUGCUCUCGAAUCCAAAGUAAAGCAUGCACAAUGUUUCGACGUUGCUCUGGUGGACGAGACCAGCGUAGUUCUGGCUUCGAAGGAUUACCGCCUCUACCUCUAUCGUUUCCAACGUAGUGCCGGUGGUGUGCAGCAGUAG
Cylicostephanus goldi is the source of this 405-nucleotide messenger RNA. Lineage: Eukaryota; Metazoa; Nematoda; Chromadorea; Rhabditida; Strongylidae. The record is from the annotation of a GenBank genome assembly.